Rubroshorea leprosula is the source of this 1849-nucleotide messenger RNA. The record is from the annotation of a GenBank genome assembly. NCBI's taxonomy places the organism in Eukaryota, Viridiplantae, Streptophyta, Magnoliopsida, Malvales, Dipterocarpaceae.
AUGUCCGCCACUUGUUCCAAUUUCCUCACAACCUGCUGCAUGUCCGCCACCUGUUUCACUGCCUCCAUCGCCGAGUGCUCAACAAUCUUCUCUCCUGCCGAUUGCUCAACAAUCUUCUGUCAUGCCUGCAAUUGAUACAUCUAAUCCUUGUUCUAGUUAGCAUCCUCCUACGGCAGUUCGCACACAUUCUAUGGUAACGAGGUCUCAAGAUGGAACUCGUAAGGUGCGUCAUUUGCCCUCUUUGGUUUCUACUACACUUUCGUUAAUUGAGCUGAAAACUUUUGCUCAGGCGAUUCGUCAACCAGAGUGGUGUACAGCAAUGGCAGAGGAGUAUAAUGCUCUUUUGAGCAAUAAUACAUGGGAUUUAGUUCCUUCUCCUCCUACUGUUAAUAUUGUUGGUUCUAAAUGGGUCUAUCGAAUUAAGCAGAAAUCAGAUGUGACAAUUCGGCUAGUCUUGACUCUUGGUAUUUCAUCAUCUUGGCCGAUUCAUCAGUUAGAUGUUAAAAAUGCUUUUUUGAAUGGUGAACUAGAGCAACCAGUAUACAUGUCUCAACCUCCAGGGUUUGUUGACAAACAUCAUCCUGAUUAUGUUUGCCGGCUGAAGAAAGCUCUUUAUGGUCUUAAACAAGCUCCUCGGGCAUGGUUUCAUCGGUUUGCUUCUUUCUUGAAAUCUUGUGAUUUUAUUCAGGCUCAGAAUGACUCUUCUAUGUUUUUGUAUAGUAACCGUGGGUCCAUGGCAGUGCUAUUACUAUAUGUUGAUGAUAUCAUUUUGAUUGCAUCUACUUCCUUAUUAUUAUCUUCAGUGCUUUCUCUUUUAAAGAAGGAGUUUUUAAUGACAGAUUUGGGACCGUUGAAUUAUUUAUUGGGUGUUUUUGCUACUCGUAAUUCAGAUGGUAUCUUUUUAGAGCAAUCUAAGUCUGUUCUUGAUUUACUGGAUCGUACUGGUAUGUCUGAUUGCAAGUCGGUAGCCACUCCUCUUGAUUCCAGGAAGAAAUUAGUUCUUAAUGAUGGUCCACGCCAUUCUGAUCCUUCUGGGUACCGAAGUAUUGUUGGUGCAUUGCAAUACCUUACUUUCACUCGUCCUGAUAUUGCUUUCUCAAUACAGCAAGUCUCUCAAUAUAUGCAUUCUCCUACCGUUUAUCAUUUUCAGGCUGUGAAACGUAUUCUUCGGUAUUUGAAAGGCACUUUACAUUAUGGUCUUCAGCUUCGCCGAAUCAAGACAAUUUCUCUUCAUCUUUUUACUGAUGCUGAUUGGGCAGGAUGCCUUGAUACUCGUCGAUCCACAUCUGGGUUUUGUCUAUUUCUUGGUAAUUCUUUAAUCUCUUGGUCCUCUAAAAAGCAAUCCAUAGUGUCCCGCUCUAGUGCUGAGGCAGAAUAUCGUGCCAUUGCUAAUGUUGUAGCUGAAGCAACAUGGGUUCGUCAACUUCUUCAUGAGUUAUAUUUUCCAGUGUCUUUCCCCACUAUUCUUUAUUGUGAUAAUAUCAGUGCUUUAUACAUGUCAACCAAUCUAGUUCAACAUCAACGUACUAAACAUAUAGAGAUUAACUUGCAUUUUGUUCAUGACAAGGUUGCAUCUCAGCAAGUUUGAUUGCAAUAUGUUUCUUCUCGUCAUUAGUGGGCUGACAUUUUGACAAAGGCACUUCCAAUUAUGCCUUUUCGGUCCUUGCGUGGCAAUUUGUGCGUUCUUUCUAAUCCUGCCCAAAUUGAGGGGGGAUGAUAGAGUAUUAUAUAUUAGUGAAGGGCAAUUGUGUAAUUCUAUCCAAUAUAUGUUGUAUAUAUAUGAGUUUGAUCAAUGAUAAUACUCACGGCAUUCACAUUGUUUUAAGGUGCAUAAAAUCACUUGAAAUUA